Messenger RNA from Phragmites australis (common reed), 1622 nucleotides. RefSeq lists its product as uncharacterized. The transcript is spliced from 5 exons. NCBI's taxonomy places the organism in Eukaryota, Viridiplantae, Streptophyta, Magnoliopsida, Poales, Poaceae. The coding region runs from base 1 to 1086 and encodes 361 amino acids. The record is from RefSeq and is a predicted model, not a curated record.
AUGGCUGCACAGCAGCUCGGCGCCAUGUGGCCGUCGCCGGUUGCUGGCUAUUCCGAGGCCUUCUUCUUCGUCUCCGGCUAUCUCCGCCUUCACCUCAAGCCGCUGCCGAAGCUCAUCUCCCUGUCAUUUGAGUGCAUGUCGCCUCCCCACCGAGCCUGCCGACCGGCCGCCUUGCACGCCCGUCCACCUGAUGAGUGUCCUGAUUCUUCUCCUCCCUACCCGAGUUCUUCCGCCCCCCUCGAGUCAAGGGCUCGAGGCGGACGAGGAUCCAGAGUUCCGAAUGGAAGACGGCAAGGCCAACGGGGGUCCAGGCAGGGGCAAGCAGGGGACGCCCGUCUCGACGUGGCGAAUGCGUCUGCGCGAUAUCUCUGGUGGAUUCCGCCCGGUGCUCCACGAAGCGCGACCUGCGCCUCCUCCACGGUGCUCUCCUCCGUCUCCGACACCUCCUCCCGGCUGCCGACGCCGUCGCGGCGUUCGCCAAGCUCCUCCGCUUCGCCGGCGACCUCCGCCACGCCUCCGUGUUACUCUCCCUCCACCUCCCGCUUAUCUCCGCCGCCGCCUCCCACCUCGCCUUCUUCUAUAACACCCUCAUGCGCGGCCUCGCAGCAUCCUCCUCGCCCGGCGCUGCCAUCGAGCUCUUCAUGGCGAUGCGCCGCGCAGGCGCCGACCCUGACGCCUUCACUUUCACCUUCGUCCUCAAGUCUUGCUCUCGCUGCUAUUCGCCGGGGCGGUUACCUUCCGACCUCCACGCCCAGGCUUUCAAGCACGGCUGCCUCGGCGCGCGCAGCGCGCAUGCUCACGUCCACAAUGCGUUGCUGCACGCGUAUGCUUCUCGGGCUGCCGUGGACGACGCGCGUAGGGUGUUUGACGAAAUGCCCAUCCGGGUUGCAGUCUCCUUCUUGGGGCUACUCACGGUUCACCUCAAAGCCAACGAUUUGGAUUCCGCGCGCGUUGUGUUCGAUCAGAUGCCUCACCAGGAUUGAUCAUGUUCCAAAAGACCUAGAAGAUUUCUUGAUACCUGCCAGAAAAGUCUGCUUUUAUUUAUGCCAGAAGUCUCUGCUUCCUCUCCAGUUAGUUAGGAAAUGAGAGUAAUGAUGUUUGUUCUUCGCUUAACCAGGAAGUACAUCUGAGUGCUACAGUCAUUUCCUUACCUUUGCAUCCAGGGAACGUGGUGAGGUAUUGGCUGAUGCUCCGAAGACACUUCUUUGGGAAGGCAAGCAGCAGUAUAUGCUAAGAGCAGCUGCUUCCGUUAAACGUUUGGCCACAUUUGCUCUGUCAUUUGGCUCUGCAGAAGCAAUAGCAGGGACAAUAAUAUAAGUAAAAGGUGUUGCUCUGUACAAGGCUCAUAUCUCAUAGCUGAAGAAUCAUAUUGGAGGCAGCGACAAUAAUAGAAGUAAAAGUACCGGGAGUUCUGGGCUUUUCAACAUCAUAGAGAGCAGGGACAUGGACAAGUUAUUCAAGUCAAAACAGCUAUUCGAUGCAAACAUUCAGAGAUGACAAUGAGGUGUCAGUUUGUACAGUAGUCCAACAUGUUGAUCAAUGUGUAAUUGUAUAGCCUAUAAUAUCUAUUUCUUUUGCAUAUCUCAACUCUAUUAACCUUACAUUCUCGAAUUAUAACCAAC